Messenger RNA from Arvicola amphibius (Eurasian water vole), 1809 nucleotides. RefSeq names its product T-box transcription factor 15 (gene Tbx15). Gene Ontology annotation, molecular function: RNA polymerase II cis-regulatory region sequence-specific DNA binding; DNA-binding transcription factor activity, RNA polymerase II-specific. Bases 1 to 1809 code for a protein of 602 amino acids. NCBI's taxonomy places the organism in Eukaryota, Metazoa, Chordata, Mammalia, Rodentia, Cricetidae. Gene Ontology annotation, biological process: positive regulation of DNA-templated transcription; regulation of transcription by RNA polymerase II; cell fate specification. The transcript has 8 exons. The record is from RefSeq and is a predicted model, not a curated record. Gene Ontology annotation, cellular component: nucleus.
AUGAGUGAAAGGAGAAGAUCUGCAGUCGCCCUGAGCUCCAGAGCACAUGCCUUCUCCGUUGAAGCCUUGAUCGGCUCAAAUAAAAAGCGGAAGCUGCGAGACUGGGAGGAGAAAGGGCUGGACCUGUCCAUGGAGGCGCUGAGUCCCGCAGGCCCACUCGGAGACACAGACGACCCGGCGACCCACGGCCUGGAGCCCCACCCGGAUUCUGAGCAGAGCACUGGGUCAGACUCCGAGGUGCUCACUGAGCGGACCUCCUGCUCCUUCAGUGCUCACGCUGACCUGGCGUCUGGUGCUGCAGGCCCAGUGCCUGCUACCAUGUCUACCAUGGAGGAGAUUCAGGUGGAGCUACAAUGUGCUGACCUCUGGAAGAGGUUCCAUGAUAUUGGAACAGAGAUGAUCAUCACCAAAGCAGGCAGGAGGAUGUUUCCCGCCAUGAGAGUGAAAAUCACUGGCCUGGAUCCCCACCAGCAAUACUACAUAGCCAUGGACAUUGUACCUGUGGACAAUAAAAGAUACAGAUAUGUGUACCAUAGCUCCAAGUGGAUGGUAGCUGGCAAUGCUGACUCCCCUGUGCCUCCAAGGGUUUAUAUACACCCAGAUUCCCUGGCGUCUGGAGACACCUGGAUGAGACAGGUGGUUAGUUUCGACAAGCUUAAGCUGACCAACAAUGAGCUGGACGAUCAAGGACAUAUCAUUCUGCACUCUAUGCACAAAUACCAGCCUCGAGUCCAUGUGAUCCGCAAAGACUUCAGCAGCGAUCUCUCACCCACCAAGCCUGUGCCUGUAGGGGACGGGGUGAAGACCUUCAACUUUCCUGAGACGGUGUUCACCACUGUCACCGCCUACCAGAACCAGCAGAUCACCAGAUUAAAAAUCGACCGAAAUCCCUUUGCUAAAGGAUUCAGAGAUUCUGGAAGAAACAGAACUGGACUCGAAGCCAUUAUGGAGACGUAUGCAUUCUGGAGACCUCCUGUACGCACCCUGACUUUUGAGGACUUCACCACCAUGCAAAAGCAGCAAGGGGGCAGCACAGGUACUUCCCCUACCACCUCCAGCACGGGGACACCGUCCCCUUCGGCUUCUUCUCAUCUCUUAUCUCCAUCCUGCUCCCCUCCAACUUUUCAUUUGGCCCCCAAUACUUUCAAUGUGGGCUGUCGAGAAAGCCAGCUGUGUAAUCUGAAUCUCUCCGAGUAUCCACCAUGUGCCCGAAGCAACAUGGCUGCCUUGCAGAGCUAUCCAGGGCUGAGUGACAGUGGCUACAACAGGCUCCAGAGUGGCACAGCUUCAGCCACCCAGCCCUCUGAAACCUUCAUGCCUCAGAGGACUCCAUCUCUGAUCUCAGGAAUACCAACACCUCCCUCGUUGCCUAGCAACAGCAAGAUGGAAGCCUACGGUGGCCAGUUGGGGUCCUUCCCCACUUCCCAGUUUCAGUAUGUCAUGCAGGCAGGCAAUGCAGCGUCCAGCUCCUCAUCGCCGCACAUGUUUGGUGGCAGCCACAUGCAGCAGAGCUCCUACAAUGCCUUCUCCCUGCACAAUCCCUACAAUCUGUAUGGAUACAAUUUCCCCACCUCCCCCAGGCUAGCUGCAAGCCCAGAAAAACUGAGCGCAUCUCAAAGCACUUUACUCUGCUCUUCUCCUUCCAACGGGGCCUUUGGAGAGAGGCAGUACCUGCCCACAGGGAUGGAACACGGCAUGCAUAUGAUCAGCCCUGCAGCUAACAGUCAGCAGGCUGCCAACGCCUGCGAUGGGCGCCAGUAUGGGGCAGUCCCAGGCUCCUCCUCCCAGAUGUCCGUACACAUGGUUUAA